Messenger RNA from Bursaphelenchus okinawaensis, 899 nucleotides. The record is from the annotation of a GenBank genome assembly. Lineage: Eukaryota; Metazoa; Nematoda; Chromadorea; Rhabditida; Aphelenchoididae.
AUGAACCCGGCUGGAUGUAACCGACCUUGGCUGAUCUGUGCGGUCUCUUUCUUUGCAGGUAUCUUUGUAUCUUCGUAUGUUGACUAAGGGUGUAGUGGUUGUUGUAGGACUAGCCCUGAUGGUACACGCCAUCCCCACCCAGUCCGGACUAAAUUCGGUCGAAGAUAAACAACGAAUCAGCUCUCACGUUUUGGACAUUUCCAAUGGGAAUCCGGCCAAGAACGUUAGACUAGUCAGCUUCAAGUACAACGAGAGCACCAAAAAAUGGGUGGAACUGGCCGAGACGUAAGUACAGUAACCAGAACUAAAAGUAGUACGUAAAGUUCUGAGCGAGAAACCAGGAUUCACAUUAUGUAAUUUAUCUUCUGUUCGAUCCCUUGAAACUCAAAAUAAAAAUUUAUAUUUUUAUUUACUCUUUGACCUGACUACAACAAAAAUUACAGUCUAUCAACACCUAAUUAACAUAGUCUACUAUCAGCAUGUUAGCCCUUUCAUUGUGUAAAAGUUGUUAAUUAAUGUAAUUAUGUUGAUUAAGGGAAACGGACGAGAACGGAAGAGUAUACUCAGUACAUCCAGGCCUAGCACUAGAUACUGGAAUAUUCAAGAUAACCUUCCACACAGAAGAGUACUAUCAAGCACUGAAUCAGACUACUUUCUAUCCUCAAGUUGAUGUAAGUAACUUUUACAAAGUAACACGUGUUAAGACACCUGCCACAUACUAAGAAAUACAAUCGCGUUCGUAUAUGAUAAAGUAUGGCACAUAACGUAAAAAAUCUUAUAUAUGUUGUUACAUUUUUCGUCGUAUUUAGGUUGUAUUUCGAGUGACAGACCCGAACUUGAAGCUGCACGUGCCACUUACACUCAGUAACUACGGCUACUCCACUUAUAAAGGACAGUAG